Messenger RNA from Pteropus alecto (black flying fox), 7739 nucleotides. RefSeq names its product SR-related CTD associated factor 11 (gene SCAF11). NCBI's taxonomy places the organism in Eukaryota, Metazoa, Chordata, Mammalia, Chiroptera, Pteropodidae. The record is from RefSeq and is a predicted model, not a curated record. Gene Ontology annotation, molecular function: RNA binding. Bases 294 to 4694 code for a protein of 1466 amino acids. Gene Ontology annotation, biological process: spliceosomal complex assembly. The transcript is spliced from 16 exons.
GUGGCGCAAGCCGCGCGGGGCCGCGCAGCCCGGGUCCGCUCCCUUCUCUACCGCCGCCUUCCGACUCGGCCGGCAGAGCCGGCCCCCCAGCGGCCCCCGGAACACCUCAAAGCGGCUGAAGGAGUCCUUGCUGGGAACUUGGCGGCGGCGUGACGGGGACAUAGGAACCUGCAGUGGGGCCGCCGCCGCCGGAGCAAGCGCCUCGACCUCGGCCUGAGAAUAGUUUGAUGGAAAACGGAUUACGUAACUACUCGACUUGAAGAAUCUUAAGGGAAACCCCUUUUCAAGGCAAAAUGAAGAAGAAAACUGUAUAUACCCUAAACGUGGGAGAUCAGGAAUAUGAAGAUAUGGAAGGCAAAGAAAACAAAGAUAAUACUACUUCCACUGGCCCGUUGUACAGUGAAGCUGACAGAUGUCCAAUAUGUCUUAAUUGCCUAUUAGAGAAGGAAGUUGGUUUUCCAGAAAGCUGUAAUCAUGUCUUCUGUAUGACCUGUAUUCUUAAAUGGGCAGAGACACUGGCUUCAUGUCCUAUUGACCGAAAACCUUUUCAGGCAGUGUUUAAAUUCAGUGCAUUGGAAGGUUGUGUUAAGGUUCAAGUAAGACAGUUGAGAGAAACAAAACACAAGAAAAAUGAAAAUUCUUUCAAGAAACAGCUCUCCUGUCAUGAACAUUCUAAAAGCUGUGUGAGAAAAAAUGUCAUAGGAGAAGAUCUGUUAAGGGCAAAGCUUUAUGACUUGAAGAUGCAUAGAAACUCUAAAUACAGUGAAAUGGGAGGAAAGAAAAAUACAACAGUAAAGACGCCUCAAAGAUCAAAUCAGUGUACAAGUCAGUGCUUCAGAAAUUUUUUCUCCAAUAUGUUUUCUCCUAGCAGUCACACUGGAGAAUCUUCUUUUACCUGUAGAGCUUACUGUACAGAAUUUAUAGACGUCAAUGAAAUCAGUACAUUGAUUAGUCAGAAGAGACAGGAACUGGAAUUAUCAUGGUUUCCCAAUACAUUACCUGGAAUUGGAAGAAUUGAUUUUAUACCCUGGAAUAUUUCAACAGAAGUCCUUCCUCUCAUCUCUUCUGUGUUGCCAAGAACUAUUUUUCCAACAUGCACCAUAUCUUUAGAAAAUUUUGGUACUUCUUGCAAAGGAUAUGCAUUAGCACAUACUCAAGAAGGGGAAGAGAAGAAGCAAACUUCUGGUACAUCAAACACCAGAGGAUCAAGACGAAAACCUGCAGCAACAACUCCUACAAGGAGAUCCACACGUACCACGAGAGCUGAAACAUUCAGUCAGUCUCAGAGAUCACCUGUAUCAAAUAAGUCUGGGUGUGAUGCCCCAGAUAACAGUAAUCCAUCUGUAAAUGUUUCCUCUUCAGCUGAGUCAGAAAAGCAAACAAAACAAGCUCCAAAACGGAAGUCUGUAAGAAGAGGGAAAAAACCACCUUUACUGAAAAAGAAAUUGCGGAGCUCUGUACCUCCUCCUGAAAAAUCAUCUUCCAGUGAUUCAGUAGAUGAAGAAACAGCAGAAUCUGACACACCACCUGUGUUAGAGAAAGAGCACCAAUCUGAUGCAGAAAGUAGUAACACUUGUACUGUGCAGACAAAUGUAGACAGUGAGUCUGCUAAUGGUUUGAGAAGUUGCAGUGAGCAAAUAGAAGAAAAUGAGGAACAUACUGAGAACCAUGAUACAGAAGAAAGAGUGGAAUCUUCAUAUUCUGAGUCUUGUACCCAACUGCCUCCUGUGCUAGUUGGAAAGGAGAAAGAAGUUCAAAAAGUUGAGAAUAUAGAUAUAGAGGCUAAUGUUUUAUGUUUAAAAAAUGAGAUUUCUAAAAAUAUUUCUGAAAAAGGAGAUGAUCCAUUAGAAAAUCAAGACCAAAUAUCUGGACCUUCAGAAUCAGAGGGAAAGGUAGAUACAUGUACAGAUCAUCCUCCAAAUGAUUUCCUUACAUGUUCAGCAUCUGAAAUUGAAGUAUACCAACCUAUACCAAGUCUAAGUGAGUUACCCGAGAAUGUAGAGGUAGUGGUUAAUGAAGAAAAAGUUACAGAGAUUAAUGAAGAAAAGGUUGUAGAGAAUCCUGUAGUAGAAAUUAUUGAUCAUAAAAAUUAUACAGUGAAAACAGAACAGCUUGUAGACAGCCCUAAAUUAGAAUCUUCUGAAGGAGGAAUUAUAGAAACAGCAGACAGAACAUCUACUGAGAAUUCAGAUGUUCAAUUGCCUGGGCAUGUUGAAACUGAAGAUGCAGAAAUAAUUGCAACAUGUGAUACUUCAGAGCAUGAAAACUUCAGUAAUAUUCAAGACUCUGAAAAUAAUUUAUUAAAAAAUAAUCUUGACAUCAAAUUAGGCAAAUCUUUAGAAGAAAAGACUGAAUCUCUGGUGGAAUGUCCCAGAUCUACAGAAUUGCCUAACACACACAUUGAACAGAUGCAGAAGCAUUUCAGUGAGGACAAUAAUGAAAUGAUACCUAUGGAAUGUGAUUCAAUUUGCAGUGACCAGAAUGAAUCUAGAAUUGAACUGUCUGUAAAUGCUGAUGCUAAACAAAUAAAUAAAAAUUCCACGGAGCACAGUUUUCAAAAUAAUAUGCCAUCUUCUGAUCCUGCAAGUGAAAAAGUUGAAACUAUAUCGCAACCUUUUGAAGGCCCAGUAGAUAUGAUAGAUAAAGCCAAAAAGCCUCGUACUCGAAGAUCUAGAUUUCAUUCCCCAUCUACAACUUGGGCUCCCAACAAAGACACUGCACGAGAAAAGAAGCGGUCUCAGUCUCCAUCUCCCAAAAGAGAAACUGGAAAAGAAAGCAAGAAGUCUCGAUCACCGUCUCCCAAGAAAGAAACUGCAAGAGGGCGGAGAAAAUCCCGUUCUCAGUCUCCAAAAAAGGAUAUCACAAGAGAAAGAAGGCGAUCUCAGUCUCGAUCUCCAAAAAGAGAGAACGCUAGGGAAGGCAAAAGAUCAGAAUCACUCUCCCCAAAAAGAGACACUUCUAGAGAGAACAGAAGAUCUCAGUCAAGAGUAAAAGAUUCUUCUCCAAGAGAAAAAUCCAGGUCCCGGAGCAGAGAAAGAGAAAGUGAUAGAGAUGGGCCAAGAAGAGAUCGAGAUAGAGACAGAGAAAGGAGAACCAGAAGGUGGUCUAGAUCCAGAUCUCGUUCUAGGUCACCAUCAAGAUCUAGAACAAAAAGUAAGAGUUCAUCAUUUGGUAGAAAUGACAGAGACAGUUACUCUCCUCGGUGGAAGGAAAGGUGGACAAAUGAUGGUUGGAGGUGUCCACGAGGAAAUGAUCGGUACAGAAAGCAUGACCCAGAGAAACAGAACGAAAAUACAAGAAAAGAAAAAAAUGACAUAAGUCCAGAUGCUGAUGAUCCAAAUUCUGCUGACAAACAUAGAAAUGACUGUCCCAAUUGGGUAACAGAAAAAAUAAAUUCUGGGCCUGAUCCAAGGACCAGAAAUCCAGAAAAGUUAAAGGAUUCUCAUUGGGAAGAAAACAGAAAUGAAAAUUCAGGGAAUUCUUGGAAUAAAAACUUUGGUUCAGGUUGGAUGUCUAACCGUGGUAGAGGCAACCGUGGCAGAGGCACUUACAGAGGUAGUUUUGCCUAUACCGAUCAAAAUGAAAAUCGGUGGCAAAACCGAAAACCCCUCUCAGGGAAUUCAAAUGGUUCAGGGAAUGAUUCUUUCAAGUUUGUGGAACAGCAACCCUAUAAACGGAAAAGUGAGCAAGAGUUCUCAUUUGAUACACCGGCAGAUAGAUCGGGAUGGACAUCUGCAUCUAGCUGGGCUGUGAGAAAGACUCUACCAGCAGAUGUACAAAACUAUUACUCACGACGAGGGAGAAAUUCUUCAGGUUCACAGUCUGGAUGGAUGAGACAAGAAGAGGAAACAGCUGAACAGGAUUCUAACUUAAAAGACCAAACAAACCAACAAGGUGAUGGUUCUCAGCUACCUAUAAAUAUGAUGCAACCACAAAUGAAUGUAAUGCAACAACAAAUGAAUGCACAACACCAGCCUAUGAAUAUCUUCCCAUAUCCAGUGGGUGUUCAUGCUCCUUUAAUGAACAUCCAACGCAGUUCAUAUAACAUUCAUCCUCAGCUACCCUUGCAUCUGCAUACAGGAGUGCCUCUCAUGCAGGUGGCUGCUCCUACCAGUGUAUCUCAGGGACUACCACCACCGCCACCCCCUCCCCCACCAUCCCAACAAGUCAACUACAUUGCUUCACAACCAGAUGGAAAGCAAUUGCAGGGUAUUCCUAGUGCAUCUCAUGUAAGUAAUAACAUGAGUACACCAGUCUUGCCUGCUCCGACAGCAGCCCCAGGAAAUAUGGGAACAGUUCAGGGACCAAGUUCUGGUAAUACUUCAUCAUCAAGUCACAGCAAAGCCUCUAAUGCUGCUGUAAAAUUGGCAGAAAGCAAAGUAAGUGUUACAGUGGAAGCCAGCGCAGAUAGCUCGAAGACAGACAAGAAAUUACAGAUUCAAGAAAAAGCAGCACAGGAGGUAAAACUGGCCAUUAAGCCAUUUUACCAAAAUAAAGAUAUCACCAAGGAAGAAUAUAAAGAGAUUGUACGGAAAGCAGUAGAUAAAGUUUGUCAUAGUAAGAGUGGAGAAGUCAAUUCUGCUAAAGUGGCAAAUCUGGUUAAAGCCUACGUAGACAAAUACAAAUAUUCACGGAAGGGAAGCCAAAAGAAAACUCUGGAAGAACCUGUCUCUACUGAAAAAAACAUAGGCUGAAAUGGAGAGCACUGUAAAGGACAUUAUCAAGAUAUCUGCAAAGUGCAAUUUCAACAUGUACCUUUAAUUGAAAAUCAUACAUAACUGUGAUUGAAAUUUGGUUUUGAUAUAUUUUUUUUAACGUAGGAUAUAAUGUUUUCUUCUAAAUAAAUAAUAGUUCUGCACUGCAACUUCUAUAUCCUUUCCUCCCCUGUCCCCCUCCCCACAAAAACUAAAAGCAAAUUCAACAAAGGGGUUAAAGGAAUGUGCAUUUUUACUAGGACUGUGUUAUAGUGUGGAUACUGGAAGAUGUACAGCUUUUUGAUUUGAACAAUGAAGUGCAUAAAUUAGAAAUUUCUAAGUGCGCUGGUUUUGGAAGAGAUAUAUAUAAUACAUUUAUUCUGUCAGGCUAAAAAUAAACUAUGAUCUAUAUGAUUUUUCCCUCUAAUUAUAGAAAGUUAAGUAUUGUAUUACCAUGAAGAAUAUUUCUAAUAACAGAACAUACCAAUUGCAGGGUUCCUAAUCUGUAUUUUUAAAGCACACAUCUGAAUAAAUUGCUUAGAUAGAAAACGAAUUAUCAUGAGUAAAAUUCAGUGUUCACAACUUUGGAACACUGUUCACCUAUUGUAUCACCAAAUAAAGGUUAUGCUGCUUGUUUUUUCUUUGUGCCUUUUUUCCCCAAAAUUGAGAUGAAGCAGUUUGACUUGCUAGAUUUACAACUUUGGCAGUCUAAAUUCUUUGUUGAAUUUAGAAGACCAGUUUGAAAAAGGGUUGACUUUGUAAAAAUUAUGUUAUUGCAUAAUAUCUUCUACCUGUCAGAGAUGAUAAAUUAUCUGUGUCAACUGGAGAAUUGCUUUUAAGUGGUGAUGCUCUCUUCCUUAGGACUAAGGUAGAAUCAUGAGACUCACUUCAGUGGUUUUCAGAUUGUUGUUCAUCUAUCUAAUUACUAAUGAAAUUCUUUUCACAACUUGAGAAAUCUCCAAAUGCUUUACAGUGAAUAAAGUGUUAAUUUGGUGAACAUAUGGUGGCCAUUAACCAUGCUGGAAAAAUCUAGAUGAUAAAAUCUCUUUUGGAAAGGGAGAGGAAUUAAAUAAUGGAGUUUUGGUAGGCUUUCAGGGACUAGGGAUUUGAUUUUUUUUAAAUACUAGAAUAUUAAUUUUUAUAAAAGGUAAGUUAAAAAUAUUAUAGUAUCAUUAUUUUAAUUGGUUAUCUCCAUGACAAACUACUUUCAUUCCAGUAACAAUUUCCAAUAGAUACCGAAUAACUAGAACGCUAUUCAGAUAAAAUGUUAAUGGCUCAAAGAUAGAUGUAUGCCUCUGAGACAGACUAACCUUUUUACUAGCUAAACUAGCAAGAGCAGUGCUCUGUAGGACAAUGCUUUUCUUAAGUAAAAAUUAUGUGUUUCUCAAUUUUAUGUGCACAAUACUUUUCUGGUGCUAGCUUUGAUAGGCAAAAUAUUUUAAAAUGAUGGUCUCAAUAAUGAUUGUGCUAGUUCAUAAUCUUAUUUAGAUUAUGAGUAUAACCCCCAAAAGUGUUAGAAAUAUUUCCAGGCAGUUUUUGGUCUUUAUUCUGCAUUUCUGGCCAUUUGUAAUAUAGUAUUCUGCUGAUUUAUAUAUAUAUAUAUUUUUAAUUAAAGUUUGUGUUUAGAUUAUGAUGGGAAAGUUUGGAAGUAUAUUUCUAAUAAAAUAUUAAGACAGUGUUUUAAAUAUCAAUGUACACCUCAUUUGUUUCAGUUUUGAACUCUAGAAACAAUUGUGUGAACUUUCACUAUUUUCAGUUAAAGCUGGUUCACACUUUGAAAAUUUUGUAGCAAAUUGCCUAAGCUGAUUAAUCACACGAUGCGUACUUUUCCUUCAUUUUCUUUCAGUGACUUUUGGGAGUUGGGUGACAUUUUAAAUUGUAGCGCUUAUCUUUUGCAAACACUUUAAAUGUUUUGAAGAAAAACUAGGUGGUGUGGUCAAAAGCUAAAGUUUCACAUCUUUGGUGGCAUUGCCAUGAAUUAUUUCCACCUUUCUAGAAAACAGCAACUGUAUUCCAUAUCUGGUUGGAGUACUGGUUAGACUCCAUUUAAAAUAGCUAAUGAAGAAUGUUACUGGAUUAGAAUGAAAACUUGGAAAACUUGGAAAUAUUUAAGAAUAUUAGAAAGUGCAUGCUUUAUGUUAAAAAAAAAAACAACUGCUUUACCAUUCCCCAUUCUUUUUUUUUUUUCUUUUUUUCAGAAAUUUACAUUGUUCGCAUGUGCACCAACCUAAUCAAAAACAUUUUGUGGGGUUACAGAUUUCUCAUUAUUUAUGAAGAUUCAGUAUUAACUUGACCUCUGAAACCUUGGUCCUUUUAACUUACUAGCCACAUUGACCUAUAUUUAGUGAUGCCUACCUAUAGCGAUGCCUAGAAUUUUGAGAAUGAAAGUAGUUACUUAUUAUUUUAACAUUCCAAAAGUUUUGUGAUUUUUUUUUUUUUUAAUUUUGGUAAUUACCACAUUUUCUUCAUUAUCUUCCUUUAAAUGGCCACAGUGUGUACUGCUUGAAUGUUGCAUCCAAGAGAGGAAGCUUCUGAAGCAGAGUGGUUGCUGGUGGUCGGUGAGACAUUGUUUGUAGAAUGAGGAUGGAGUGCUGUCUACUGAAACAAUACUCAAACAGAUAUGUAGUAUGUAAUAUUUUCUAAUAAAGCCUUUUGAUAAACAAAGUAGUGUCUAACAUUUUAUUAAGAUUCCUGGUGACUUUUACCUCAUUAUAACUUUCCAAACGUGUUGAAGUAUUUCUUGAAUUUGUACCAAAGUGACUAGCUUCAUAGUUACAUUAAUGUCCAAGUUGUAAAGCAAGGUUCGAGUUAGCUAUAAGCAUCUAUUUUAUAGCAUUUUCCCUAAUUAUGUAACAUUGUAGGAAAUAGAAAAAUAAUAAAAUAUUUGUAAAUAGGAAGAAACCAAAAAAAGAAAAAUCACCUGUAAUUCUACCAUUUAAAGGUAACAACUAUUAACAUGGUCAAACUGCGUAUAACUGUUGUAACUUAUCCUUUUCUCUUGAUGUAUUGAGAAGUUUCCAUUUUAAUAAAAAUUCUACAGCAUUA